UCGAACCCGGCGCUGGGCGGGGGCGAGGGCGAGGCAAGCGCCCCGCGCAGGGAAGCGGCUCCUCUUCUCCCUCCCUAGAGUCACCAUGGCUGUGUCCACCCAGGACUCGUCCGUCCUAGAGCGGCGAAGCAGUUUCGGGAGUAUUAAACCUCGACUGACUCAUAGCAGAGAACUUGAAAUGAGAACUACCUUUCAAGAGCUACUGAUUUACAUAAUUUUCCUUACAGAUCUAUGUAUAUUGACAUUUGGAAUGGUGAGCACAGAUAUGUAUUAUCUGAACAAAGUUAUGGCAGAUCUCUUUCUAGAAACCCCUCUGUCAGAUACAGAUCGUACAGACUUCAAGUCUAUGAGCAGCAUUGCUGACUUUUGGCAGUUUAUAGAAGGACCACUUCUGGAUGGCCUUGAUUGGGGCACUUCGUACAACAACGAUUCCACACCCAAUGAAAGAAACACCACACUUAUCUACUAUGAGAAUUUACUGUUAGGAGUACCUCGAAUUCGACAACUAAAAGUCCGUAACAACACAUGUUCUAUCUAUCCCUCUUUCCGGGCAUUUAUGAAAGAAUGUUAUGGUAAAUAUCAGUAUUUACAUGAGGAUAGACAAUCAUUUGGCUUUAAGAAUGCCUCUGAGUGGCAUUAUUCCACUUCUAAAUCACUCUCCCCAUGGCAUUGGGGCCUUAUUGGGCUAUACAGUAGUGGAGGAUUUAUGUUCACCUUGCCCAAGUCAAAGGCAGAAAGUGCAGCAAAACUUGCUUUCCUCAAGAAACAUAACUGGAUCACCAGAGGAACAAGGGUUAUCUUCAUUGACUUUUCAAUGUAUAAUGCCAAUGUAAACCUCUUCUGUGUGGUCAGGCUCAUUGUGGAAUUUCCUGCAACAGGUGGUGCAAUCCCCUCCUGGCAGUUCCACUCUGUAAAGCUUCUCAGAUACGUCAGCUAUUACGAUUAUUUCCUGGCCUCUUGUGAAGUCAUUUUUUGUCUUUUCAUCUUCACUUUCACCAUCCAAGAAGUUUUAAAAUUAAAGAAACAGAAAAAGGACUAUUUUAGAGAUGCCUGGAACUGGCUGGAUGUGUUACUGCUCCUGUUGUCUGUUUUUGCUAUUUUCUUCAAUGUUUACCGAACUAUUGAAGUGUCCAGGUUGAUGGAAAGUCUGCUCUCCAAUUCAGAAGCUUAUCCAGACUUUAAUUUCCUUUCAUUCUGGCAGACCCGUUACAAUAAUAUGAUUUCAGUGAAUGUAUUUUUUGCAUGGAUAAAGAUAUUUAAAUACAUAAGCUUUAACAAGACCAUGACCCAGCUGUCUUCCACUCUAUCCCGCUGCGCUAAAGAUAUCAUCGGAUUUGCCAUCAUGUUCUUUAUCAUCUUCUUUGCAUACGCACAGUUGGGUUACCUGGUCUUCGGGUCUCAAGUGGACGAAUUUUCCACUUUUCAGAAUUGCAUUUUUACCCAAUUUCGCAUCGUGCUUGGAGAUUUUAACUUUGCCGAAAUAGAGCAUGCAAAUCGAAUUCUUGGGCCAAUUUACUUCAUCACAUUUGUGUUCUUUGUGUUCUUCGUACUGCUGAACAUGUUCUUGGCAAUCAUUAAUGACACAUACUCUGAAGUGAAAGCUGAUUUUUCAGUCAUCCCAAGCAGAGAAUUUGAGAUCAGUGAUCUUAUUAAACAGAGUUACAAUAAAGCUCUAGUCAAACUCAAACUGAAGAGGCAGACAUCACAGACAGAAGACUUGUAUGGAGUAAGCAGAAGCUCCAGGACAGAUGUGAAUAAGAGCCUCUCCAGAGUUGGUAGUUUGGACAAGGAUGUUUCCAGGAAACGGAAAUCUUACGGUAGCUCAUCCGCAGGACUUCAGAAUGCAGUUUCUUACACUGAAUUUCAAAGACUUUCCAGAUAUACAGCAGAAAUGGAGAAACAACUGAAAGAAGUGACCUAUAAGCUUGACAUGCUUAUGAAUGCUGCUCCUAAAACCACAGUCUCACCAUGAAAGCUACAGUAGGGAAAGCGCAAGACAAAAGUGAACACCUAACAGUACUAUGGACAUCAUAAGAAAACAACCUUUCACUAUUAUGAAGAAACUUAAUUUAUUUUGAAGAAUCUUGUUUGCUGAUAAGGACUUCAAGAAGCCGCAGUUUGGCUUUAACUUUCUUGUACUCUCUGUACUCAUCAAGCAUGGGAGCACGAUCUUCUUUCUGAACAUUUCUGGAAAAAUAAAGCCAAUGCAAUGCAACAUUUAACAAUUCUGA
This is a messenger RNA of Podarcis raffonei (Aeolian wall lizard), 2231 nucleotides long. RefSeq names its product polycystin 2 like 2, transient receptor potential cation channel (gene PKD2L2). The transcript is spliced from 15 exons. Gene Ontology annotation, molecular function: calcium channel activity; calcium ion binding. Gene Ontology annotation, biological process: detection of mechanical stimulus. The record is from RefSeq and is a predicted model, not a curated record. Lineage: Eukaryota; Metazoa; Chordata; Lepidosauria; Squamata; Lacertidae. Bases 86 to 1972 code for a protein of 628 amino acids. Gene Ontology annotation, cellular component: membrane.